AUGUCAAUAAUGCAUCAAUCAUUGAUAUCUGAUGACGAGCAGGAUCUACCUUCACUUAUAAUAGAGUCACAAAACACCCUGCCGUCUGACAAUCCUUUUGAUCGUGCUUAUAAUCAAGUUGAAGAUUAUGAUAACGAUUAUGAUGAUCAAUCAAGUGAUUAUGCAAUUCCAAGCAUUGAAGAACUUGACACAAAAUCUCGUUUAUUGGAUCAGUAUAAAGAAGAUGUUCAGGAAAUGAAAAAACGAUUAGUUUGGGAUUUAACCUUUGCAUUAAAGCGCAAUUUAUGUUCCCAGAAUAACUACAAUGACUAUUCAACAUCUUUUGCAAAUGUUCCAAUUGAGUUUAUUAUAUCAAAACUUGAUGAAGAAAAUCCCCAGCCAAGUCAAUGGAUUUCAUUCAUAAUGCGUCAUCUUCUUAAUUAUGUUUGA
This is a messenger RNA of Trichomonas vaginalis G3, 429 nucleotides long. RefSeq lists its product as uncharacterized. The coding region runs from base 1 to 429 and encodes 142 amino acids. The record is from RefSeq and is a predicted model, not a curated record. The transcript has a single exon. NCBI's taxonomy places the organism in Eukaryota, Parabasalia, Trichomonadida, Trichomonadidae.